This is a messenger RNA of Prunus armeniaca (apricot), 1119 nucleotides long. Lineage: Eukaryota; Viridiplantae; Streptophyta; Magnoliopsida; Rosales; Rosaceae. The record is from the annotation of a GenBank genome assembly.
AUGGCAUGGCCGCCAUUGCUUAGUUGGAUCCUAUCUUCUUCUUCGUCUUCCUCUUCUUCUUCUUCCUCAGAGUAUGAAUCCGACGACAACAACGACAUUGAAGAUUUGGGAGGAAUUAAUGAUGUCCCCGACAACGUCCCAAAAUCACAAAAUGACAAUAUUGAUGAUCAUGAAAACGACGACGUCUCAUACGAACCGCAGGAGGAGGAUCAAAACUCCAACUCCACCUCCGACUACACCUUCACAGUCUCCGAACCCAGUGCAAAACGACGACGCAUUGAUCGCACAUACGAGCCAGCAUUGACGUCGGAAGCACCCGAGGAAAACAAGAAACGGCGUCGUAAAAGGGUGUGGAGCAAGGAGGACGAGCUGGAGUUGUUGCGGAGUUUGCUCGACGACUACUACAGCAGGGGACAAAUUAGAACCACCGUGAAGGACACGGCGUCGUUUUACGAAGAAGUUAAGCCCAAGUUAAAGCUGGAAUGUAACAGGGUCCAAAUGGUCGAGAAGCUGAGGAGAUUGAAGAAGAAGUACCACAACGUCGUAAACAAAAUGAACGGCAUGAACUCGACUGGCAAAGAGUUCCGCUUCAAAAACCCGCACGACAAGGUCGUUUUUGAACUUUCCAACAAGAUUUGGAACGUCGUAGAUUCGCAUGAAGAUUAUGAGCCAAAUUCUAAGUACGUUAGUGUUUGCAACAAUGUUAAGGUGAAAAAGGAGGAGGACAACGUGGGUAGCAGCAGCGUUGCAGAUCAUGAACGGCCACAGAUGAGACACGCGUGGUCGCAUUCUAGGCUAACAACAACGUAUGAUGAGAACAAUAAGGCUCAUGAUGUUUUGAAUGAUAAUGGAACGACGUCGUCGUUCGAUAUUAAUAAUAAUAACAAUAAUGUGGAUGAUAAUAUGAAGAAUGAUAUACCAGGGUUGAUAAUUGAGGGGGUGGCUAUGAAUCCAUUACCUCUGAGUUUAAGUAAAUUUGGAAGUGGGGUUGAGGUGGCGCAUGAGAAGUGGAGGAAGCAGCAGAUUUUGGAGCUGGAGGCAUACUCUAAAAGGUUGGAUUUGGUGCAGCAUCAGGUUAAGGCAGCUUUGGAUGAAUUGCGGUCCAAGGGAACUGAGUAA